This is a messenger RNA of Plenodomus lingam JN3, 423 nucleotides long. RefSeq lists its product as uncharacterized. NCBI's taxonomy places the organism in Eukaryota, Fungi, Ascomycota, Dothideomycetes, Pleosporales, Leptosphaeriaceae. The record is from RefSeq and is a predicted model, not a curated record.
AUGUCCACCUUAGGCAAAUUUCUUGAUGAUUGCAAAGCCGCCAUUAUCGAAGCCUAUGAUCCUAACAUCAAGGGCACGAGUCGGGACGACACACUUGCUGCUUCUGACGUGGUCAGCGGCAAAAAAGUCUAUAGGAGCGACGUAGGCUUUGCAAGCUGUCAACAUUACCUCAGCGAUCUCAGAAAAAUUCAAGUCCUGACUAGCCCUAAGGCCAAGGAUGAAGGGCGUAAAUUCCGGAUCUACAUACCUUCGAAUGAUGAGGCGGAAAUCAAAGAGCUGUGUAUGAAUACAUUUCCGGAUCAUAAUAACGAACUAUUUGUACAGUGUGGUCAUGCAGAGUGCACGGUUGGCAAUCUCACGGGGCGAAUCACGAUUGUUCUCCGUGAUGCUAUUGAAGCGGAGAAGGCAUUUCUUGGGCUGUAG